AUGGCAGAAGAUUUUGAAAAUCUACUCAAAGAAGCAUACGAAGACUUCUAAAAGAUUUGGAUCAGUUGUGAUCUACAGAAUAAAGUAUAAAUCUUACAGCGCUUAAAGUAGUAAUGUGAAAAUGAAGAUGAGGAAGUUAAAAAAAAUACUUUUUAGAUUAUUGAACCCUUUUAUGUUGACUUAAUUAGGCAUGCAAAUCCAAAAAUUUUUGUUUUAGGGCUUGAAAUGGUGAAUUUAUAACUAAACAGCUAAACUUAGCUCAAAUUAAAAGUGAAUAGCUUAAUCUGUGCUUUAUGUAUGUCAAUUUUAGUUAAAAAAGAUUAUAGAGAUAAAGCUAUUUAGCUGCUAUUAGGAUUUUUUGAAUAUUACAACAAAGAAUUUGUUUCUGGUAUUAUAGAUACAUUCUAAUUCAAAGAACCAAAAUCUAUAAUGGAACUUCUAAGAUUUUUUUAAUUGCUUAUAAUUAAAAAUGAUGAAAAAAAAAUAUAAUUUUUAACUGAAUAAAUGGAUUUGAUUAUUGACAUUGCUUCUAACUUUGCAACAAACAUGGUCAGAUAAGCAGCAUUAGAUUUAAUAGUUAAAUUAGGACAAGAUUUGGGCUAUGAAUUUAUAAAAGAUAAAAUUCCCCUAUUGAAAGAAUCUUAAAGAAUAUUAAUAGCUAAACGAUUGAAAGAAUAAGGAAUUGCAGAUGAAGAAAUUUAAAAAGUAGAAUGUUAAAAGCAAGAAUAAAUGAAGAUAUAUGAAAAAAACAAAGAAGUGUAUCUAAAAUUAAAAGACAGUGUUAUUAAUUGUUAGAAAGAAAGACAGAGUGAGCUAGCAAAGUUUAUUCAUCUAGCCAAGCAUGAAAAAGAUAAGAUUAUUUUAGAUUAGAAUAUCAAAAAUAUUAAAGAAAUUCCACUUUUUGUUGAUAAAAUCAAAUAUGCCAAAGGAAAAGUAAAAGUUCAUGUAAUCAGAGAGAUUCAUGAUAUAUUUAUGAACCACCCUGAGUAAGUAGAUGAAAAUCAACUUGUUUAAAGAUGGAAUUUUGAGAAAUAUUUUACAUUUGAGAAUCCAUUAAUAAAGAAAUAGCUUGCAGAUAUAUUAAUGAUAUAUAUUAAAAAGAUGUUAGAAAAAGAAGAAACAAAAACUUAAAUGAUUAAAAUCUUGAAAUCUUAAAUUUAGGGAAUCAUCAUUUAAAUAAUAAAAACCCUCUGCGGAAAUCAAUAUUCUACUUCACAAAACUUACUAAACCUUGUUAAAUAUUUAUUAGAAUUAGGGAUAUUUAACCAUGAAAUUAUGACUAGCUUUUAUGAUGCAAUGCUUAAUAAGAGUGAUUCAGUAUAAAACUCAUCUAUAAAUAUUUUUAGGUAGCUUAUUGUUUCUUAGUAUAUGCUUUCAUUACCAAAAAUUGAUUUAAUUUUGAGUCAAAUAGCUGAACUCACUUCUUCGUAUUCAGCACAUCUACGUAAGAAUGCUUUAGAUGCCUUAGUUGAAACUGCAGCUAUAAUAGGUUUAGCCAUUCAUAAAUAUACAAGUACCCUUAAUAAAUUUCAAGCAACAAAAUUCUAGCAAUAAACAAAGCACAUAUUUAAUUAAGAAGGCAUGGACAUUGAAAAUGAAAAUUAAGAGGAAUAGAAUGAAGAGUAAAAACAAGAAGUCUAACUAAAUUAAAUUCAAACAAAUGAAAGUGUAUUAAAUCACCUGAAACUGUAAUUAUGCAUGGUGAAAAUACAAAACGAGGAGGAUUUAAUAUCAAAAUUAAGCUUUUAAAUAAAGAAACAGCAGGAAGUUCCUAUUGAAUAAAGAGUAGAUUUUGUUUUUGUAUUUUAACAACUUUUAUAAAACUACUCAGAUAUCAUAAUAAAAAAUUCAACCUUUUUGAUAGGAAUGGUUUGUGAAAGCUUUAAUUUAUAGGAUAAUUUAAAGCUUUUUGAAAUUUUAUUCGCUUUAAAGAACAACGAAUAUACCUAAACAACAUUGUAGAAGAUUUUCUAGAGAAUAGGAUUUCAAAAUAUUAGCAAAUUAAUACUAGAUUUUUUCUUUUAAAGAUACUAAGAAGAAAAAGUUUGUACAUUUUUAAUAAACAUAGCAGACAAAAUUGAUGAUGAUACAUUAUAAUCAAUAGUAAAAUACUUAAUUUAAAAUAUUUCAGAAGUAAAAGAUCCAUAAGCUAAAACUGUCUUCAUAAAUUUUUUGGCAAAAGUUCAAAAAGCUAAAGAUCAAAAAUACGUGGUAAGUAUGGCAGAAUAGCUUAUUAUUAACGAAAAAGCAAGAAAUACUAUUUUAAAAAAGAUAGACUAAAGCUAUUAAAAGUACGAUUUUUUAGAAAAAUCUAAAUUUUAAUCAGAUGAAAUAAUAGCAGAAAAAAAGAAAAUAAAGCAGCUACAAUAAAAAGAUGACUUUGAAAAGAAACAAAUAGCUUAGGAUAAAAAUCAAAAAGUGGCUCUCUCUUUUAAAGAAUUUAGAAAACAGUAACUCCAAAAGAUAAAAGAUGAAAAUGAUGAUAUCUAAUAAUUAAAUCCUUAAUAAAUCUAAUAGCUAGAAUAAAAGAAAAUAGUAGUAAAAUAAAAUGCAGAGGUUGAUGAUGAAAUUUGA
Tetrahymena thermophila SB210 is the source of this 2574-nucleotide messenger RNA. RefSeq lists its product as hypothetical. The transcript has a single exon. The record is from RefSeq and is a predicted model, not a curated record. NCBI's taxonomy places the organism in Eukaryota, Ciliophora, Oligohymenophorea, Hymenostomatida, Tetrahymenidae.